AUGAAUAAGAUGACUUACUCUAAAUUCGGGUACAAGUCAAAAUCAUAUUCUCAUAAAGAAAAUACAUUUGACACAUAUAUUUUACUUGAUCAUGAAACAAUUACUGCCAAUAACAGCAUUGAUGAUUUAAUUUUUAUCUCAAUACAACCCCAUACAAUUACAGGAUCAGUUAUUAUUGAUAUUACUUGGAGAGAUGACAAUAUUACCACAUAUAAUGCUAAUAUUGGAGAUAAUUUACGAAUUGAUUGCAAGAGUAUAACUAUAACUUAUUACAGUAAAGGUGGUGUUUCAAUUUCUGUAUGGAAUUUACCAAAAACAGUUUGUCCAGAUUAUUCGAUUGUUACAAUGAAUCAGAAAGAGAUCAAAUUAGAUAUUAAUCGAAAUAUAAAUGCAUCAAACAUAUGCUGGUUUGUUAAUUUCAUAUCGAAACCGCAUUUCGUGAUUAAAAAACUUAAUCUUCCAACAGAUACGUCAUUACAUAUAUACAAUUCAACAAAUAAUCCACAGAAUAUCGAUGAUAAAGAAUUUUAUACGACAAACCAAGCUUUAAUUGCUCUUAAUCACAUAUCAAGUAACAUAAGUUUAUUAAUCAACAUAAAAUCAGCCGCAAUUUACGGUGAUUGGACAGAUUCACCACGAAAUUUCUACGAACUCACAAAAAAUGGAAUUAAUUUUAUUCCAACAUUAUCCAGUUCUUAUAUGAUUACAAAUAGAUCUGUUUCACCAUUGAUAUGGAUAGUAUAUGCAUUAAUUGCAUUUGCCAUCUUUGGUGUUACAGUUUAUGUUUUCUUUUUCAAAUCUAUCCAAAAAAUGCAUCGCAAGAUCAGAGUUGUUGAUCUUGCUAAAGAUUUUAAAUUCGAUUAA
Trichomonas vaginalis G3 is the source of this 864-nucleotide messenger RNA. RefSeq lists its product as uncharacterized. Bases 1 to 864 code for a protein of 287 amino acids. The record is from RefSeq and is a predicted model, not a curated record. NCBI's taxonomy places the organism in Eukaryota, Parabasalia, Trichomonadida, Trichomonadidae. The transcript has a single exon.